This is a messenger RNA of Lindgomyces ingoldianus, 765 nucleotides long. RefSeq lists its product as uncharacterized. Gene Ontology annotation, molecular function: oxidoreductase activity. NCBI's taxonomy places the organism in Eukaryota, Fungi, Ascomycota, Dothideomycetes, Pleosporales, Lindgomycetaceae. The transcript has a single exon. Bases 228 to 608 code for a protein of 126 amino acids. The record is from RefSeq and is a predicted model, not a curated record.
GGGAGAUAAAUAGGGUGCGAUUGCCCAGCUUGGGAGACAUCAUUCACUAUCACAGUUCAACCAACAGGCCAAACCACCAAACCUCCAAACACAUCUUCUAUCAAACACACUUUUGACGGAUACUCUACCCUCACACAACUAUUCAUUCUGACUUCAAAAAUCAUCACCAAAACCCCACUUCAAUCAACCAACCAACCAACUCCCCAACCAAACCACAACCCAUCAAAAUGCCCUUCACCAUCGCUGCCUUCAUCACCCGCCGUCCCGAAGUCUCCCCCACCGACUUCGCUACCUACUACGACACCAAGCAAAUCCCGCUCAUGAAGUCUCUCGUCGGCGACGACAUGCCGUCCACUGUGACCCGCUACUACGUCAAGCGCGCGAAAUCUGACCCCAGUGGCCUCACACCGCUGGCUUUCGGCGGCAACGGCACCUUUGACUACGACCUCGUGUCAUUCUUCAAGUUCGCGGAUGAGCCAGCAGCGCUGAAGUUCCAACAGAAGUAUGCGGAUAAGGAGAUUGAGAAGCAGUUGGCGAUGGAUUUGGGGGAGUACGCGCAGUUGGAUAAGUUCAAGGUUAUUGCUUUCCAGGAUCCUAUUGAGAACUAAGAGAUGGCUUUGAAAUGCGGAGUAUUUGAAGGACGGAUUGGAAUUUUUUCGAAGACGCGUUUAGGUUUAGGGGUAAUUAGAUGGCUUGGACAUGCAUGGGUGCGAUCGAUUUUGUGAUAUCCGAAACCGAAUGAAGUUUGGCAUUCUCAAUACAAAA